AUGGCCUUGUCGCGUCGACGGUGGCUGGCUCCACGUGGCUGGAAGCGUUUGGCGAAGCUGCAGCAGUUGAGUCGCUGGUUGAAGCAGGUGAAGCUGAAAACAGAGAGGACGGCCAGUGGCAAAACUCCCAGAACCUUCAAUUCAAAGGCCUGGCAGGUUUGGCGGGACAGGGAAGCGGAUGGCACGUUUUGCUCAGAGAGAGACUUUCCAAAGAUGGAAGAUCGGAAGCCAAGCCCAAAGCAUGGUGCUUUGGAAAUGCCAGCUCUACAGCAGAGCCAACAGCAUGCUGCUUUGGAAACGCCAGCUCUACAGCCAAGCCCAAAGCAUGGUGCUUUGGAAACGCCAGCUCUACAGCCUUGCCCAAACAUGGUGCUUUGGAAACGCCAGCUCUACAGCCUUGCCCAAAGCAUGGUGCUUUGGGCACGCCAGCUGUACAGCCUUGCCCAAAGCAUUGUGCUUUGGAAACGUCAGCUCUACAGCCGGAAGCGCCAGCGUGUCCUGUCCGCUCCGUUCCAUUUGGGCCUGUCAAUUGUCUAUGGUUCACAAAUGGAGGAUCACCACAAGGACAACAGAGAAGAAGCCCGGUGGCAAGUUCCUGGGGUUCAAUGA
Molecule: messenger RNA, 609 nt
Organism: Effrenium voratum
Lineage: Eukaryota; Dinophyceae; Suessiales; Symbiodiniaceae
Source: the annotation of a GenBank genome assembly